Molecule: messenger RNA, 708 nt
Organism: Arctia plantaginis
Lineage: Eukaryota; Metazoa; Arthropoda; Insecta; Lepidoptera; Erebidae
Source: the annotation of a GenBank genome assembly
AUGACACACGCUAUUAUAUCAUCUGAUAGCUUAGAGAACCUCAACAAAAGAGUAAAUAAGGCUUUGGGAUAUCUCAGCGAAUGGAUUGCACUAAACUGCCUUAAGUUCAAUUUUAAUAAAUACAAAAUGUUUAUCUUGGAUUGGUUCACUGGUGUCCUUGGAUUCCUUGGUUUGUGGAAGAAGUCUGGAAAGUUGUUGUUCCUGGGCUUGGAUAAUGCUGGCAAAACAACAUUAUUGCACAUGCUGAAAGAUGACAAACUUGCACAGCAUGUACCAACAUUACAUCCCACAUCGGAGGAGCUGUCAAUAGGCAGUAUGCGGUUCACCACGUUCGACCUCGGCGGGCAUCAACAGGCUCGACGCGUAUGGCGUGAUUACUUCCCCGCAGUAGACGCCAUAGUGUUUUUAGUGGACGCAUGUGACCGCGCCCGCUUGCCCGAAUCUAAGGCCGAGUUGGACUCGUUGUUGACUGACGAGACACUCAGCAACUGCCCUGUCCUCAUCCUUGGUAAUAAAAUUGACAAACCGGGCGCGGCCAGUGAAGACGAGCUUCGCCAGUUCUUCAACUUAUACCAACAAACUACUGGAAAGGGCAAAGUAUCGCGAUCAGAGUUACCCGGACGGCCCCUCGAGCUGUUCAUGUGCUCGGUGCUGAAGCGCCAAGGCUACGGCGAAGGCUUCCGCUGGCUUGCGCAAUACAUCGACUGA